Fundulus heteroclitus (mummichog) is the source of this 552-nucleotide messenger RNA. RefSeq names its product midnolin-like. NCBI's taxonomy places the organism in Eukaryota, Metazoa, Chordata, Actinopteri, Cyprinodontiformes, Fundulidae. Bases 1 to 507 code for a protein of 168 amino acids. The record is from RefSeq and is a predicted model, not a curated record. The transcript is spliced from 3 exons.
AUGGAGAAGAUCUGGGACAGGAGGCUCCACAUGAGUCAGUGGAGCAUCCACAAGUGUUCGGGGUUGACUGUUGGGCGGAGCACACACACCUGCGGGCAGUUGAGCAGCACUGGGCCCCGCUAUAAGAACUGCGCUCGAACAGCGGGAGGAUGCCAGAGUGUUACCGUUGUGGUUCACUCCCUGAGCGCUGACGUCUCCUCUCGUGCUCCUGCGAGCUCUCCCGUGAUCCCUCUCGUGCUCCACUGGUUACCUUCUGAGUCGGCUUCCCCGGACCCAAGGUACCCCUCUGACGAUCUUCUGGUUCCUCCCGCUGUUCUGAUCCCUUGGAUUCCCCCGGUGCUGCUCGGACCCACUCCUGCCCCAGCUUCCCACGGACACCCGUCUCCUCCACCGUGUGCUAGGCUGAGACCGCACUGCCCCCUCCCCGGUCAGGUUCCCAGCGCUUCGUGUGUGUUCCGGUUCCCUGGUCCCCGUUCGUGUGCCCCAGCGUCUGCUGUGGCAGAUUAGCUCUCGUCCUCCCCGUUGUUCCUUGUAAAUAAAACCCGUGAAGUC